Molecule: messenger RNA, 3480 nt
Organism: Ambispora leptoticha
Lineage: Eukaryota; Fungi; Glomeromycota; Glomeromycetes; Archaeosporales; Ambisporaceae
Source: the annotation of a GenBank genome assembly
AUGCACGAUUUUUGGCGGCGAUUGUCGAAAUCGUCAGGUCCCCAUUCGUCGUCGUCACCUCACUCUACCUCUCCUCCGAGAGUCGCUUUAGUAGCUGCUGCUACUUCAUCACUUCCUUUCUCUUCGCGUAAACCUAGAAAAAUAAACUCCUCCACCCUCGAAACAACAGCAGCUGAUACUCAGGACUCGGCUGUAAAAUUGACCGACAACGUUUUACUUCCGGAACUCGAAUUGCCAGAUCCCCAAUUGACAGAGUUGUCAUCUAUGACAGUCGAUAAUCACACAGACAUGACUAGCGAGAUGGAAGACCCAAACAGUGUUACACUUUUAAAACAACAAGUUCAUAAUCUGCGUCAUGACCUUGCCGAACGAAAUGCGAUACUAGUGAACGUACAAAAACAAUUAGGUCGUUCACAAAAUGGCAAUGAGGGAACAACCGGUCGUGUCAUUGAAAAGUUACAUGAGGAAAUCGAUCGCCUGAAAAAAGAACUCGCCGACGCAAAAACACAAAUUCAAGUCAAUAAAGUUGCACGUGAACGAGCAGAACGACAACUAAACGAACAUUUAAAUUCACAUGAGACUUUUCUCAAAGAGAAUGACAAGAAACAGCUGGAUAUGAAGUUUGAACGUGAUAACGCAAAUACUAAACUUCGACAGUCGGAACUAAAAGUGUCAUCAUUAGAGAGAAAAUUGGCAGAUGCUCUCGCUGGAAGAGAACAAGCUGAACACGAAUAUCUCCUCUUGUCAAAGGAAAUGCAAAAUUUCAAAAGACGAUAUGCAGAAGAUGUGGAUACCGUGAAAAAGGAGUUUCUGGAGCUUCGAGAACAACUAAACAAGAAAGCUCAGCAAUUGGAAGAAGUUAUAUUAAUGACUGGUGUCCGUGUUGAAGAAAUAACAUCCAGUCGUGGUACGGAUUUGGAAACCUUGGAAACUACUCACAAUAAACUGAAGCAAAAUCAGGAAAAAUAUGCAGCGAAAUUUUUAAUUGAGAUUGAAAAAUUGAAACGGGAGGUUGAGUCGUCAAGUAAGAAGACUUCGGAAAAUGUAGAGCAACUUGACAAAGAAGGUGCUCACUAUAGAAUGAAAGAAGCAAAUCUGGCGAAAAUGUAUAUAGAUGUUUUAGGAAUUGGACGAAAAUCAGAGACAGGGCAACGACUUGUGAAUUGGAAAAUGCCUGGGAAAAAUAAUAUAGUAGCCGGUGAUUUUGCGUCAGUCGCGUAUGAUAUUAUUGCUCCUCGAUCGACCGUAAUAGGAAGUAGUAAAAUUACGAUUAAUGAAGUGAAUCAUCAGCUUGAUUUAUUGAACGCCGCGAGUUCUGGAAAAGAAAGUCAAAAAGUGAUCCGAUAUUUUUUUGAUAAUUUUUCUCCUGAUGAGCAAAAAUGGAUUAUUCGGAUAAUUUUAAAAGAAUUAAAAUUGGGAAUGAGUGAAAAAUCCGUGUUUCAAGUUUAUCAUCCAGAUGCCGAGGAUCUUUUUAAUGUUUGUAGUAGUCUAAAAAAAGUUUGCGACGAUUUACAAGACCCAUCGGUUAGACUCACAGUAAAAGAAAUCUCACUUUUCAAUCCGAUAAAACCCAUGCUUGCUAAACUUGUUCCGAUACAAGAAAUUGUUAAAUUGAUGGGAGGUAAUUUUUGGAUUGAACAAAAAUUAGAUGGUGAACGAAUACAUAUACAUAAGCGCGAUAGAGAAUAUAAGUAUUUUUCAAGGAGAGCUACGGACUAUACAGAAUUAUACGGUUCUAAUAGAUACGAAGGAUCCUUAACACCCUUUAUUUAUGAUUGUUUUGAUUCACGAGUUAAGAGUUGCAUUAUUGAUGGCGAAAUGGUUACUUGGGAUCCGAUCUAUCAAGCUGUUUUGCCGUUUGGUUCUUUGAAAACUGCUGGGCUUGAUCGUUCUACGGAUGAAAAUAAAGCAAGACCUUGCUUCGUGAUUUUUGAUAUUCUCUAUUGUAAUGGAAAGGUACUUAUCGAAAAACCAUUAUCAGAACGACAAAUGUUUCUACGAAAGAUUGUAAAAGAGAAAGAAGGUCACCUGAUAAUAUUGGAACAUAAAACCGCAUCAACUCAAAAAGAGUUGGUGGAUGUUAUUGAGACGGCUAUUCAGGAAAGACAAGAAGGUGUUAUCGUUAAAAACCCAUCCAGUGCCUAUACACUAAACACAAGAAACAAUGACUGGAUCAAGAUUAAGCCGGAAUAUAUGGACUCUUUAGGUGAUUCUUUGGAUUUAUUGGUUAUAGGCGGGCUUUAUGGAAUUGGAAAGCGCCGUGAUAUGGUUGGAAGUUUUUUCUGUGGUCUAAGAGACGCUUCGUCAUCUGAACCAAAAUUUUUAGCAUUUUGUCGUAUUGGUACUGGAUUUACCAUGGAAAACUUAAAAGAAUUCAACAAAAAUGCACAAGAUUGGAAACCUUUUGAUGCGAAUAAAUGUCCAAGUUGGCUUUCUUUUGGCAAAGACAAACCGGAUGUAAUUAUUGCUCCAAAUAAAUCAUUCGUAGCACAAGUUAAAGCCGCCGAAAUUAUUCCUGCAGGCGACUCAUUUGCUGUCCCGUACACACUGCGGUUUCCACGAUUUGAAAAAGUUCGAGAAGAUAAAGAUUGGAAGAGCGCAAUGAGUUUUCAAGAAAUGAUGGAUAUGAAAAAAUACGGAACGCAAUCGAAGAAUAUGAGCGCGUCUGAUUUCAUUCACACUACGAGAUUAAAGCGUAGAAAAGCGAAUGGACCACCAAAGUCCAAACAAGAAUUACAACGCCAAAUCAAAGAACAUGGCGGAAACUUGUUUCAACACCCGGAAGGGUCUGCUCAAAUUAAUGUAAUUUCUGAUUCGGACAAAUAUUUCACUGUGAAAAAUCUGAUCAAAAAAGAAAAAUGCGAUAUCAUUCAUCCGAAAUGGAUUACUGAUUGUAUUGAAGCUGGCCGUGUUAUAUCUUUAAGCCCAAAGUAUAUGGUGUUUACGACUGAGGCCACCGAGAUAAAAUUUCGUCAAAGUAUGGAUGAAUGGGGUGAUAGCUACAUCGAAGAAGUAACGAUCGAGGAUAUAAAAGAGAUUUUGAAUCGAAUGCCAAGUCGUGAACUUUCAACUACAGAUAGGCAACAAUAUCAGUUACUCGCCAAAUUGCAAUCAUGUUUUCAAGAAGCCUCUUUGAAAAAUCUACUAUCAUAUAACUCGUUUCUGGGUUGUCUGAUAUAUCUUGAUGUUCCUUCGUCAUCGACAUCGUUGCCUCUUAAAGAGAGCAACAGUAAUAAGAAUAGCAGCAAUAUAGUAGAUCGAAAUCUAGAAUGGGCCAUUCGAGAAAAUACUCGAGAUCGGUUUCGACUUGUAAAAUCAAUACUUAAAUAUCAAGGAGCAGAAUUUACAGACGAUAUCAAUAACUCUGAAAUUACACAUAUUGUCGUCGUCAAACAGGCAGAUGUCAACCGUUAUCAAAAAGAGCGUUCAACAAGGGGUGUAAACAUAUUGACUAUUGACCAAAUGGUCAAGAGUUACUAA